This is a messenger RNA of Danaus plexippus (monarch butterfly), 1450 nucleotides long. RefSeq names its product homeobox protein MSX-1-like. The coding region runs from base 349 to 1149 and encodes 266 amino acids. The record is from RefSeq and is a predicted model, not a curated record. The transcript is spliced from 3 exons. Gene Ontology annotation, cellular component: nucleus. NCBI's taxonomy places the organism in Eukaryota, Metazoa, Arthropoda, Insecta, Lepidoptera, Nymphalidae. Gene Ontology annotation, molecular function: DNA-binding transcription factor activity, RNA polymerase II-specific; RNA polymerase II transcription regulatory region sequence-specific DNA binding. Gene Ontology annotation, biological process: embryonic morphogenesis; regulation of transcription by RNA polymerase II.
UCUCUCUCGAGCAGGGAGAGGCAGAGACUUCGCCCCAAUGCCGGCGCGAUAACCGACGCGUGUCCACGCGAACCAUUCCGCGGAUCGCGAAAAACAUUCGCAUUGCUAGCGACUAACGACAUACGGACUGUGUUUGUGUACGCUGUGCGACCUGUUCGUUUAUACUUAACACACGUGCGUUAAUUAUAUGUUAUAUAAAAUUAUUAUAUAUAUCAUAUUCGUAUAGCCGUUAUCGAAUUUGAUGUGAUAACAAAUAAAGACAGAUUGUAUGGUUUUGAUUCAUUGAAAUAACACAAAAUGUGGUAUUGAACCGUCGGAGCGUGAAGGAGAUGAGAUCUCAUAGAUGAGAUGAAGACUUCGCUUGAAUGCGAGCGGUCCGAGGCCGCUGAGAGCGGUAAGGGUCGUAUAUCGUUUAGCGUAGAUGCCUUACUUGGCAGCAAGAGCGACACGACCAGAAACACGCCUGACGCAGUCAGCAAUGACGCCGAGAGCGCUGUUGAAUCUGACGAUAGUGACGUUGAUAUAGAAGACGUCGAGUCUAAUGUCGGUGAUGACAGGGAUGACAGAGAAGCGAACGAUGAUGAUGAAGCCAGGAGCGGGGUGGUCGUACCACAGCCCCUCCUGCCAAGGAUCUACCAGGGGCCCUCGCACGCCUGGCCGUUUGGAGCCUUCCCAUGGAUGGCGCCCAACCCUAUGUUCAGGGCUGGCUCUCCUAACGCAGGAGCUCCGAGCGGUCCGCCCGUAGUCCGCUGUCAGUUAAGGAAACACAAGCCCAACAGGAAGCCGAGAACACCGUUCACAACACAGCAGCUCCUGGCCUUGGAGAAGAAGUUCAGGGACAAACAGUACCUGAGCAUCGCGGAGAGAGCUGAAUUCUCAUCGUCAUUGAGACUGACGGAAACUCAGGUGAAAAUAUGGUUCCAAAACCGUCGAGCGAAAGCCAAGCGUCUACAGGAAGCGGAGAUAGAAAAACUUCGUCUCUCAGCUCGUCCUCUCCUACCGCCUUCGUUCGCGCUGUUCGGAGGUGGAACACCACCACUGUUCGCCGCCAUGGCCGCGGCGAGACCGCAGCUCAGCUUCCUGGGCGGCCCGCCCACGCACCAACACGCCAUCAACAUGAACAUACUCAACUCCCUCCAACCGCAUUGACGUUUAGAGCACGCGGUCGCGCGUGACAGCCCGCCAUCUUAGGACAUGGCGGCCGGGGUGACAUUUGAAAUAAGUGAUAAAAACUCCGUGGUGGUAUAGUGCCAGUACUUAAUUCAUUCGAGCGAGUGGUAUUGCUGUUGAGUUCUUACUAUAGAUGAAUACAUAACUAUUGGAGAAUAAGUGCAAUUUGUUUAUUAGGACGACACUGAGUAAAGGCGCGACAGCGAUUAGCGGACGGAUGUACGGAAUCGCUUCCGCUUAUAUAAUUAAGCGACUGGUCCUCGCUUCCGCCUUCGCCGGG